This is a messenger RNA of Phyllostomus discolor (pale spear-nosed bat), 5000 nucleotides long. It is a transcript of the gene ALKBH1, whose product is annotated as alkB homolog 1, histone H2A dioxygenase. Gene Ontology annotation, biological process: oxidative RNA demethylation. The transcript has 6 exons. Bases 31 to 1200 code for a protein of 389 amino acids. Gene Ontology annotation, cellular component: cytoplasm; nucleus. NCBI's taxonomy places the organism in Eukaryota, Metazoa, Chordata, Mammalia, Chiroptera, Phyllostomidae. Gene Ontology annotation, molecular function: broad specificity oxidative DNA demethylase activity; oxidative RNA demethylase activity; ferrous iron binding. The record is from RefSeq and is a predicted model, not a curated record.
CUUCCGGGCCAGAGGACGCGGGACGGCGAGAUGGGGAAGAUGGCGGCGGCACUGGGUUCUGUGGCUACGUUGGCGACGGAGCCCGGGGAGGACGCCUUUCGGAAGCUUUUCCGCUUCUACCGGCAGAGCCGCCCCGGGACCGCAGACCUGGGAGGGGUCAUCGACUUCUCGGCGGCCCACGCAGGCCGCGGCACGGGGCCCGGGGCCCACAAGGUGGUCAGAUCUCAGCUAAGUGUGUCCUCAGUCAGUGACCACGAUGCACACAGAGCAGGACUUCAGCCGGUCAGCAAGUGGCAAGCUUACGGACUCGAAGACUAUCCUGGAUUUAUUUUCAUCCCAAAUCCCUUCCUCCCAGGUUACCAGUGGCACUGGGUGAAACAGUGCCUUAAGUUAUAUUCCCAGAAACCUAAUGUGUGUAACCUGGACAAACACAUGACUAAAGAAGAGACCUGGAAUCUCUGGGAACAGAGCAAAGAGUUUCUAAGAUAUAAAGAAGUGAAUAAACGGAGACCCCGAAGCUUACUAGAGAAACUGCGAUGGGUGACCCUAGGCUACCAUUAUAACUGGGACAGUAAGAAAUACUCAGCAGAUCAUUAUACACCUUUCCCUUCUGACCUGGCUUUCCUCUCAGAGCAAGUAGCUGCUGCCUGUGGAUUUCAGGGUUUCCGAGCCGAAGCAGGUAUCCUGAAUUACUACCGAUUAGAUUCUACGCUGGGCAUUCAUGUAGAUAAAUCUGAACUUGAUCACUCCAAGCCCCUGCUGUCAUUCAGCUUUGGACAGUCUGCCAUCUUUCUCCUGGGUGGCCUCAAAAGAGACGAAGCCCCCACAGCCAUGUUUAUGCACAGCGGUGACAUCAUGGUAAUGUCAGGUUUCAGUCGCCUGGUGAACCAUGCAGUUCCAAAGGUCCUUCCAAGUUCCAACGGGGAAAGCCUGCCUUGCUGCCUGGAAACCCCUCCCCCGGCUGUCGUCCCCAGAGAUUCGGUGGUGGAGUGCUGCUCUGCAGAGGACUGGCAGGUGUGUGCCAGCUACUUGAAAACUGCCCGUGUUAACAUGACUGUCCGACAGGUGCUGGCCACAGACCAGGACUUCCCUUUGGAACCCACGGAGGAGAGUAAAAGGGACAUCACCACUGAAGGUUUCUGCCACCUAGACGACGAGAAUAGCCAAGUGAAACGAGCUAGGUUAAACCCUGACAGCUGAGACUGGAAGAGCCCAUUCCUUUUACUGAGGCAGAUCUUACAGUAAAGGGCUGCGCCAUUUUGUAUCGCCAUUGGCCUCAGCACCAAGACAGGCCAAGGCAGACCGGGGAAAACUCAUCAUUGAUCACAGUGUUGCCUUGCAACCCCUUCUGUAGAGUAAACUGACUCAUCACAUACACCAGCGCCUAACCGGGACUGGACCAGACAGGUGUUCGACACGGUCCAGCCCUGCUCAGGCAGUGACGUACGGGAGAAACCCAGGGAGGUGUGGCGUUCUACCAGAGCCCUCUCAGCCUCGCCGUCAUCCCUGAGGGAAGUAGAAGUGCGUUUCCGUGGCUGUGGAGUCUUUAAAUACCUCAGAUUUUAUUAACGGGAAACGUGAUAGCCCUCCCACCAGCCCGUCUAGUGAUUCUGUGAUAAAAUUGCGGUUCCGUGAACCAACCAUUAGUCUCACUUACUCAUUCUUCCCAUUAGUGACAAAUCUUUUGAUCUUGUCUUCCAUCUUUUCUGGCCUUCACAGAAGAAUCCUGCAACCAUUGAGACAAUGAAAAUGAAAAUCUCACCCCCUAGAAGAGAAAUUAAGCACAGCCGUCUCUUUCUUAAAAAGUAAAUAUACACUCAAGGAAAGGGAACAGUAGUUUCUCCAGAUGUCUUUUAGGUCUCCAAACUGCUGGUUUUUAAGGCUACUCUCUCAGUUGGACUGAAAGAGUUCCAGGAAUGCUCUGUACUGUUUUCUCGGUGAAUAAACUCACUCGGUUUUAAAUUAAAGAUCUGUAUCUAUCUUUGAGGGUUAAUGUAUCUGGGGGUAGUUUUUUCCUGCUUCUGCUUACUGUAGUAUUCUUGCUUUUAAAGUCCUCUAGCCGUUUCUACCCUGCACCAUCCUGCUCUGCCCUGAGUGCUCUUUGUAGCUGUCUCGGAGGAGAGGAUAUUCUGUGAUAUCCCAGUCACUGCUGUCUUUGUUACCUGUAGACAGCUUGGACAAUACAGGAAGCAUCAAGCUUUAAUCUGUGUGCCCCCACCAACUCACUGUGCCCUGAGAUAAGUUACUGUACAUUUCUCUGGACCUCGGUUUCCUCAUUCAUAAAGUGAAGAUAAUAUCUACUUCCAUCUUCCUAGAGGGAAAUGGAUAUUUCAAAUGAUAAUGGGAACUUAGCACUCCUUUCUGGAAGCAUCCUGUGCCAAUAUUUUACUUUGGUUUGGACGCUGAGGAACGUCCCAGCUUGUAUGGGUGGCUGGUGGGAAGCCACUGUGGUAACUUCCGCUUGCAGUGUGAUUUCCAGAAUUUUCAUUUCUACUCUGUCCUCUUUCUUAUGAGCAUGGAACAUGGAGUUCAUAUUGUAACCUGUGGUAGGUUUUUGAUUGAGUAAUUGAUUGAUUUCAGAGAGAGAAACAUUGGUCUGUUCCGCUUAUUUAUGCAUUCACUGGCUGAUUUUCCUGCAUGUGCCCUGACUGGGGAUCAGACCCGCAGCCUUGACAUAUUGGGAGUGUUCUAACCAACUUAGCUACCUGGCCAGGGCAUGUAGGGGUUGUUUGUUUGUCUGUCUGUCUGUUUGUUUUUGUUUUGUUUAGGACUAAAAAAUUAAUAGAAUAAUCCUCAUGUGUAACUAGUUUCUAAAAUUAGUCAUUCUAGCCCUGGCCAGUGUGGCUCAGUCGAUUGGAGUGUCGUCCCAUAACUGAAAGCUUGUGGGUUCAGUUCCCAGGCAGAGCACACACCAGGGCUGCAGGGUCACUCCCUGGUCCAGGUGUGUGCGGGAGGCAGCUGGUCAGUGCUUCUCGCAUUGAUGUUUCUCCCAAAAAAAGCAAUGAAGAAAAUGUCUUCAGGUGAGGAUAAAAUGUAAGUAAAAAUAAAAUGAGUGCAUUAUAGGAAAUGUUUAUAUAAUUUAAAUUACCCCUGGAAAAAUUCCUAAAAUUUUCCAUAAUGUAGAUGACAUGUGACCCACUGGAAACCAACAGACUGUUUAGUAAAACCAACAGAGUCAGCUUCUCCUCCAGCAUUAUAGUAGGUUGCUCUUUGUUCAAUUAAAUGUCAUAUGAAGGUGUUGACUUGUGUUUAGGGGCAGUGUUGUACAAAAAUACAUAUUCAUACUGUAAACUCCACGGAGCUAGGUAUGUGUGUCACGGGAAGCAUGUGGACACUGAUGUCAGCCCGAAGACGAGCAGAUUCCUCCCCCGCCCGGCUCCCUUUGUUUCAGUUCCCCACCAACAUCUGAGUCAGGUCAGCAAACUACGGCCCGCCUCCUAGAUUUUUGUGGCCCGCAGACUAAGAAUAGUUUCUACAUUUCUAAGUGGUUGAGGGGGAGGGAAUCCAAACAAGAAUAAUAUUUUGUGACACAUGAAAGUUAUAUGAAAUUCAAAUUUGUGUCCAUAAAGUUUUAUUGGAACACAGCCACACUGUAAUUUGUUUACAGGUUAUCUGGGGUUCCUUUCAUGCUACACUGACAAGGUUGAGUCACUGCAGCAGAGACCAGGUAGCCUGCACAAAGCCUAAGAGAUAACAGUCUAGCCUCUCACAGAAAGCAUUGGCCAAUACCUAGAAAGGAAGCUAGACCCCUCUGGGAAGGAACCUGAUACCAGGGUAAGGGACUAAGGUAGUAUAUUCUUUUUUUUCUCUAUUAUUUUAUACCACCAAUGCCAGAGUAUAUUCGUUGUGAUCUAGUCUGUAUGUGGCAGACACCAAGCGUGGAGUCACAGAGGUUGGGACUGGGGAGAUGGGUGCUCUGAUUCUCUGCUAGUAGGAAUGUACCUGUAUUUUGUCAUGUAUAAUGCAUACUUUUUUGCUCAAAUUUUGAGGGAAAAAUGAGAAUGCAUAUUAUACAUGGAUAGUCCUAAUUCCGUUAUCUAUAUAAAUGUUUUUAACUAUUUAUGCUUAUGCAUUAAACUCUAGAAAGCAAUAACGAUAUCCGUAUGCAAAAUAAUACCCUGGAAUAUGAUGAUAAGUUUUGUUUCUAAAUAUAAAUAAAAUAUUGAAUUUAAAAAAUGAAAAUGAAAGGUUUUUUUUUCCUGGAAGUUUGGGCCAAAAAUGUGGGUGCACAUUAUACAUUGGCAAAAUAUGGUAAAUUGCUGUAACCUCUAAGGCAUAGUUUACAAGUAUGUUAACAUGUAAUUUCUGCAUCCCAGUCUGACCAGAACAGUCCUGAAGUAUGUCCCCUUUUCCUCUCAGAAGUGAUUUGGUUUGAUGAUAAAUUGCACGGUCAUCCUAACUACGGUUUUUUAAAAGAUUUUUAGAGAAAGGAGGGAGAAAAAGACGGAGAGGGAAAAAAUCGUGUUAGAGAAACAUUGAAACAUCGGUUUCCUCUCUCACGUACCCAUCUGGGGAGCUGGCAUGCAGCCCAGGCAUGUGCCCUGACGGGGAAUCAAACUGCUGACCUCUCGGUUCACAGGAGAGCACUCAACACACUGAGCCACACCGGCCAGUGCUUCGUACUAAUUAUGUUUUAAAAUGUGUACCAUUUAGCUCUGGCUGGCGUAGCUCAGUGGAUUGAGCGCGGGCUGGGAACCAAAGUGCCCCAGGUUCGGUUCCCAGCCAGGGUACAUUCCUGGGUUGCAGGCCAUAACCCCCAGCAACCACACAUUGAUGUUUCUCUUUCUCUCUAUCUCCCUUCCUUCCCUCUCUUAAAUAAAUAAAUAAAUAAAAUAUUUUAAAAAUUUUAAAUUAAAAAAAAAAUGUGUACCAUUUGACCGAAUAAAUUUUACUUCUGGGAGUUUGAGUCUGAGGAAGUAAUUAGAGCUGUCCACAAAAGUUUUGUGUAAGUUUGUUGUAACGGUAAAAGUUUGAAAUAAACUCAAUAUCCAGCAACAAGG